Messenger RNA from Erigeron canadensis, 625 nucleotides. RefSeq lists its product as uncharacterized. Lineage: Eukaryota; Viridiplantae; Streptophyta; Magnoliopsida; Asterales; Asteraceae. Bases 75 to 542 code for a protein of 155 amino acids. The record is from RefSeq and is a predicted model, not a curated record. The transcript has a single exon.
AUAUUUUUAAACCAACCCAAUGAAAAUGAUGAAUCCUAAAUCAACAAAAAUUGGCUAAAAAAAACCCCCAAAAAAUGUUAUUAGGGUUCAUAUCCUUACCACAAAUAACACCCCCAAAUCUAUUCACAAACCCAAAAUUAAUUCCAAAGCAACAAACUUUAUAUCCAAUAAUCAAAACCCACAAUUUAUCUUGUAACAAAAAGGCCCUUAAAAGAUUCAAACUUUCAUUUUCAGAAGAAAACAAACAACAACUUACAGAAGAAAAUGAAAAACAAGAUAAUGAUGAUGAUGAUGUGAAGAAGAAGAAGAAAGAACAAAAUGGUGAAGAUGAACGGCCAAGAUUCAAUCUUAAGUGGAGUGAACUGUUGUUUGACCCGGAUCCGAAUAAUGUAGUGGCAGUCGGGUUAACGGGUGUAUUGGCAUGGGCGAGUGUUCAAGUAUUGUGGCAACUUUUUGUUAUAUCAUUUGCUAUUUUGAUUGCUGCUGUUAAGUAUUCUCUAAUUGCUGCUCUUUUGAUUUUUAUUCUUAUUACUUUGCUUUAAAUUUGUAUAAAGUUUUUGUGAUAAUUCAUAGUUUGAUUAAUAUUAGUAAGUAAAGCUUUGAGUUGUGAAGCUAUAUUUAUUUA